Molecule: messenger RNA, 1184 nt
Organism: Uloborus diversus
Lineage: Eukaryota; Metazoa; Arthropoda; Arachnida; Araneae; Uloboridae
Product: glyoxalase domain-containing protein 4-like
Exons: 10
Coding region: 126-1010 (294 amino acids)
Source: RefSeq, a predicted model, not a curated record
UUUUGACACAUUUCGCAACUUUUUGAAGGCCGUAGCUCUGUCAAUUCUUUCAAACUGUUUUAGAAAUAACUUCGCGACAGUUAAUUUAAAUUUUGUUUUUGUAUAAUUUAGUUUUGUUCCAAAGCAUGGCCCAAAGAAGAGCACUACAUUUUGUUUUCAAAAUUGGUGAUCGGAAAGAAACAAUCAAAUUUUACACUGAAAUUCUUGGCAUGAAGGUACUGAGGCAUGAAGAAUUUGAUGAAGGAUGUAAAGCUAGUUGUAAUGGUCCUUAUGAUGGAAAAUGGAGUAAGACUAUGAUUGGAUAUGGGCCUGAAGAUAAUCACUUCGUCGCAGAAUUGACAUACAAUUAUGGCAUCAAAUCUUACAAGCUAGGAAAUGAUUUUAUGGGCAUUACAAUAAAUUCAAGUGAAGCUAUUAAGAAUGCUCGAAAGCAUAACUGGAAUGUAAAAGAAGAAGAUGGGUUAAAUGUUGUAGAAGCUCCUGGAGGUUAUAAAUAUUAUCUUGUAGAUAAGCCUUCCAACAAUGACCCUGUGGAAAAAGUAACUUUGGCUGUCUCCAAUUUGUCAAAAUCUGUUGAAUAUUGGAAUGGUCUCCUUGAUAUGAAAAUUUUUGAAAAGAAGGAUGAUGAAGUAAUUCUUGGGUAUUCUAAUGAACAAUGUAAAUUACAUUUGAAAAGUAUUAAUGGACCUGUGAAUCAUGAACAAGCUUUUGGUAGAAUAGCAUUUUCAUGUCCAACAAAAGAGCUUGCUGGUAUUGAACAUAACAUUAAAGAAGCUGGACAUAAGAUUUUAACACCUUUAGUAAGCUUAGAUACUCCAGGAAAGGCAACAGUACAUGUUGUUAUUUUAGCUGACCCUGAUGGGCAUGAGAUAUGCUUUGUUGGUGAUGAAGCAUUUCGUGAACUAUCUCAGGUAGAUCCAAAGGGUGAUGCUUUAUUAAAUGAGGCUUUAGCAGCUGACAAAAGUGAUGAAUGGUUUGCAAAAAAGGGAAAAUCAAAAAUUAAAAUGUAAAUCUGAGGAAACAAUUUUUUUUUUUUUUUUUUUGUGCAUAGCUCAUGAUAUGUUUAUAAAAUAAAUAUUUAUACACUUUUUUGUAUUUUCAACUGCUAAAAAAGUAAAUUGAGACUUGAACUUGGUUGUAAAAACAUUUUGAAAAAUGUUUGUUCUAUUCUGAACUUAAUUCAU